AGAUGUCCUCCACACAACCCACCCACCGUCGCGCCGUCCGCCGAACAGACGACUACACCCCCAACACCCCCAAAGUGAACAUCGUAACAGAGCCACUCCCCCUCCCCUUAUCCCCCACAGCAGUCCUAGUCCGGGUCCACGCCGUGGCCCUCAACUACCGCGACGCCAACAUCGCCAACGGCGGGAACCCAUGGCCUGUUCUCCCCCACGGGAUUCUGGGCAACGACGCCGCCGGGGAAGUAAUAGCCACCGGGGACAAAGUGAAGACCCUAGCUGUUGGGGAUCGCGCGGCGCCAAUCACAGACACCGAGCAGAUUACAGAGCGUGCGGCGAAACGGUCGUGGUUGGCUGCUGACGAAGAUGGAGUGAUGGCGGAUUACAUCGUUUAUGAUGAAAGUGUGCUGUGUAAACUUCCGAGUUAUUUGGACUGGGUGCAGGCGUCGAUGAUUCCUUGUGCGGGGGUUACGGCGUGGUCGGCGUUGAAGGGGAUGAGGAUUGGGCAGACGGUCUUGGUGCAGGGGACUGGAGGCGUCAGUAUGUUUGCGCUGAAUUUAGCGCUUACGGCUGGUCUGCGUGUGAUUCUGACUUCGUCGAGUGAUGCGAAGCUUCAGGCUAUCAAGGAGAAGUAUUCUGGUUCGGUUAUCUUGACGGUUAAUUAUAAAAACACACCGGAGUGGGAGGAUGCGGUGUUGAAGCUUACUGAUGGUGUCGGUGUGGACUUGGUGGUUGAGAAUGGCGGAACGGGAUCCCUUGUCAGGAGUAUGCGAUGCACUCGUCGUGGCGGGGUGGUCAGUCAGGUGGGAUAUCUUGGGAAACAGGAUCCGUCUGAGCUGCGAGAGCUGGUGCCAACCCUUAUUGAUCGGAGGAUUAACCUCAGGGGCAUUAACGCGGGUUCGAAGAUUGAUAUGGAGGACUUUUGUGAGGCACUGUCGGCUUCGCAGACGCAGCUCGAUGACCUUAUUAAAAAGUGUUUCCGUUUGAGCAAGCUGAAGAAGCUGUUGAGUAUGUUUGGCAGGGUAGGCAGGUUGGGAAGGUAGUGUUGCGUCUG
This is a messenger RNA of Aspergillus eucalypticola CBS 122712, 1048 nucleotides long. RefSeq names its product zinc-dependent alcohol dehydrogenase family protein. Lineage: Eukaryota; Fungi; Ascomycota; Eurotiomycetes; Eurotiales; Aspergillaceae. Gene Ontology annotation, molecular function: oxidoreductase activity. The transcript is spliced from 3 exons. The annotation marks the transcript as partial. The record is from RefSeq and is a predicted model, not a curated record.